This is a messenger RNA of Austrofundulus limnaeus, 1549 nucleotides long. RefSeq names its product KIAA0513 ortholog. The record is from RefSeq and is a predicted model, not a curated record. Lineage: Eukaryota; Metazoa; Chordata; Actinopteri; Cyprinodontiformes; Rivulidae.
GGACGACUUCGACCAGGAGGAGAAGGCAAAGUUUGGUGAGCUGUGCAGCGGAGAGAACGGGAAAGGCAGGGAGUGGUUCGCCAAAUACGUCAGCGCUCAGCGCUGCCACUCCAAGCGUGUGAGUGAAGCCACCUUCUACAGACUGGUCCAGUCCUUUGCAGUGGUUCUGUUUGAAUGUUACCAGAUGGACGACUACAGUCCCGCCAAGAACCUCAUGACCAUGUGCUUCACCUACUUCUACAUCGGGAGGUCCCAGCCGUCUCCCUCAGAGUUACUGGACCAAGGCGGUCCACCAGCAGGUCUGGACUCGUACCUCACCAAGGCCAACUCAUGGCUGUCGGGGAAGAAAGACGCCGCCGAGCGUCUCCUUAAAACCACUUCAAAAAGUGACGUGAAAGGCUUCUUUGGAGGCCUGGAGAGCAAGCUGAGGAGCUCCAUGUCUGCCAGAGACGGCUCAGCUGAGACCAGGCCCAGAUCUCCAGUGUCAGAGGCUCCACAGGAGAAGAAAGGAGACAAGGUGUACCUGUACACUCACCUGAAGCAGCAGCCCAUCUGGCACACCUUACGGUUCUGGAACGCAGCGUUUUUCGAUGCAGUUCACUGUGAGAGGACGAAGCGGUCUCCCACCACCAGAGGAGCGCAGGAUGAAGAGAAAGACCAGAGGGAGAAGUGGUGUCACAUGACCCAGGAGGAGCGGGACGACAGCUCCAAGAUGGACGAGAACAUCGCCUUCGGUCAGCUGGGAACAGUACAAGCUGCUGAGCGAGCACAUCGAGAAGAUGGCGGCGGAGUGAACUUCCUGUCCUGGUUCGUGUUCGUGUUGGAAACCCCUCCCUCCAUCGUGUCCCACCGUGAGCGUCGAGUCGAGCAGCUGAUCCGAGCCGUGAGCCUGAAGAGAGCCCUGCAGUGACUCAGCAGAUCCUGCAGUGACUCAGCAGAUCCUGCAGUGAAUCAGCUGAAAUCUGAUGGAAAGAAGCAACGAAAACUGACAGACAAUCUGAGGUUUUUCUGUUCAUCAGAUCAAAACUGACACCAGAGUUUAUUUCUAGUUAAUGAUUUUAUUUAUUGGUAUUAUGAGACCCCCCCCCCUCCCUCCCCAUAAGUGCCUUUCCUGGUUUAACCCUUUGCAGCUCGAACUGAUGAGUUGUUGUUCCUCCAUCCGUCCAGCAGGAGGCAGUGAUUCUCUUCUGUAAAUAAUCCCAUCUUGUUGUUGUUGUUGUUGUUGUUGUUGUUGUUGUUGUUGUUGUUGUUGUUGUUGUUGUAAACAUAUUUAGAAGUGAUUUAAAGUCAUCAUGAGUGUUUGAUGUUUGCAGCUACAUUCAGUGUUUAUCCUCCUCCUGCACGACUCUUAAUGUUUAUGUCACAUUUUAUUUAAACUCUGGGUACCUGAACGCCUCGCCCCGUUACAGCCAGUAAGAACUUAAAGGCAUGGUUUGUGUGAUUUGAAGUUUUCUUGUGUGAAUCUAUCUGCACUACGUUUCCUGCUGUCAUCAUGUCUGAAUAAUUCACUCAAACUGAAGAAAACAAUAAAUAAUGUUUCAAACAAAAA